UUUCUCCUUCAAUGUUUAUCCAUUUGUGGAUCUCCUUUAAAUCGCAUGUCUGUUUACACUCUUGUGGCUCCUUUAAUUUUCUGCUUUAAGUUAUCAUGUUUCUCUCCAUGUUUCUACCACUCUGAUCAUUUUUUGCUUCUUCACAAUUGUUAUUUCCAAUUCUGAUUCUCAAAGAUCAUGUAACUUUAUUUUCAUUGGUGUUUUCUUCAUUUUCAUAUCUCAUCGACCUCUCAACUGAUAUUCUCACCUAAUUACUUAUUUCGUGUUUGUAAAUUAAUUUUCUGUGUGUUGGUGUUGAUAUAUUUUACUCAACGAUGUUUAAUCAACAACAAUUAACCGCCUGUGAUCAAAUUGAUUAUGAUGUACCUCCGUCAACUUGUGGUUAUCCCAUUUACUUUAGCAUUUGUGGUCAACCCGAUCAGACCUUCAAUCGUCAUUCAAAUUCAUCUGCAACGUUACCUCGACAACAUUCACAAUUAGCUAAUUGUAAUAAUAUAAUUAACAACAACAAUUAUACUGACAUUCAUCGGUAUAAAACAUUACCACACUCGGUGAAAGGUUAUGACGAUAUUAAUGGUAAUCGUAAUGAAAAUGUUUUAAUACCUGAUCGUGAUUUCAACUUUAAUCAACUGCUUCGAUUAUCAGAAAAUCAGCCCAAAAAUAUAUCAGAUUGUGGUCAAAUCUACGAUGUACCUCAACCACAUCCUCGACUUACUCCCUUGACACCACCAGCAAAUGGACAAUCAGAUAUAAGACUGGACAAUGUUUAUCCUGCACAAUUAGUGAUAACGACAAACAAUUACGAUAAUCCACAAUUUCCACCAACACCUCCACCAUCAUCAUCAUCAUCAUCGAUGGACAAAGGGUUAAUAGAAAACCAAAGCUUAAAACAAUUACCAAGAAGCGGAAGCCACGAUUUUUCCCGUUCGUCUUUACCUCGGACCAUUUGUACUAACACAUCUUUACCCUUACCCUUGACCACAAUUAAACCAAUAAGUAACUUCGGGUCAACCUCAUCACUACCUUCACCCAUUCCCAACCAUUCAAGCCUGGAAACUUCAACAACCUCAUUCUCGAGUUCCGAUAACAAUAACAACAACAACAACAACAACAACGCAAUUAGAAGCAACAAUUCAAAUCGUUUCAGUUUAAGUGACCAAUCAAUGGGAGGGUCAAGUGAAACAUAUGAUGUACCACCAAACAGAGAAACAGGUAAACCCUUGACCGAUAUGGUUAACGGUUGUUGCUCCAAUUGUGGUACAUUGACUCUACCAAGAGGGUCACUCUCUGGGUUUCAAAGGAAAACGAGUUAUAAUACCUUGAUUGAUGAAAGAAAUUAUGAUAAAUCAACUUCCAAUAAUCUAAUUAAAAACAAUCAAUUAACUUAUGAUGUUCCCAAAAACACCUUAAGCCGAAAUAAUAAUUAUCAUGAUCGAUGCUCAUCAUCAUCUUCUCAACGCCCAAUGAAAGCGAUAACUGCCAUUGCCCGAUCCUAUUCAUCCAAUAACAAUACCAACAAUAACUCAUUAUCAUCCUCAUCAUCAUCUUUAUCCUCUAAUCAACUUGAUAAUUACAUUAUUGAUUCUUUUGGGCUUGAUUUAAACCUUGAUGGUGGCCUGAUAUUGGCUAAUAGAUUGGAGAGUGAGUCUCUUGAGGCUAUUGGUAAACUUAUUGGAAUCAGUUCAACGGAAGGUUGGAGAAAACGGGAAAACCUUGAAACUAAAUUAAGUGAAUUAACUAAAUUAUGCUCUCAAUUGAAAUGUGUUAUCCGGGAAUUGGAAGUUUUCACUGAUGGUAUUUACAUUAAUUCAUUGAAAAUUCAAUCAACUUCAUCAUCAAUUAAUAAUAAACUUCAUCGUCUCUCCAGGCAAUUGAAAGAUUCAGCUAAUAUUGUAAUCUCAACUAUUCGUAGUAUUGAAUCAAGAGGUUGGAAUUUAAAUGAAUUAUCAAUAAUCAACACCCAAAAUGAAUCAAGGAAAGUUUCACAUGAUGAACUUGAUCAAUUAAUCGCUUGCAUGCCUGGACUCAAGGAAGAUAUUAAACAUAUCAUGUCCCUGGUAAAAUCUUAUGGAAACUUGUUGUUUCCUAUUGAAAAGCAGGUUGACAAACAACAACAACAACAACAACCUACGAUAAAUAAAAUGAAUUGCUGUCUAUCAAACACCAUUGGCUCAGUUUCAAGCUCAACAUGCAAAUCCACCUCCGGAUCAGUGAAAAGUUUGCCAAGUAAACCACCUCCUCCUCCAGUUCCACCUAAGCCACCGAUCAAUUUGAGACCUUUACCCUUGGUUCCUAAGGAUAAUCUAUCUUAUUCUUCAUCUGAAACAACAGAUAAGAUGAAAGAUUUAAAUCUUGGCAAAGUGACACUUGAAAGUGGAACAACAACAACCAAAGAGGAAGAUUAUCAAAAACUAGGAAAUCAAAUAAAAGAUGAGGAUGCUGAUGAGAACGAUGAUUAUGCAAGCCUUGAGACAAGAGAUAAAAUUAGUCAAAGAAAUUUAUGCAAUUCCAAUACAUCAAAAAGACUCAUUUCCCCUGAAAAUUUCAACCCUAAUCUACAAAUCGUCACAAACAAAAACAUCAAUCAAAAAGUAACAUCAUCAGAAGAUUAUCAUGAUGAUAAAUUGAAAAUUUUCAGUGAAUCAAGAUCAACAAUUGAUAAAUUGUUAUCCUAUUAUUGUCCACUUUUGGAGGAGCACAAUCAGAACCUUCGUAACUCUGUUAAUGCUUUAAUAUCGGCAAUCAACACGAAACAAUUACCUAAUGUGCUCAUCAGCUUAUCCAAAUUGGUGAUUAUCGCUGGUCAACAAAUGAUUUCAAUCGGUGAUACGAUUAAUCGUAAUGUUUCAGGAGAAAUGAGCUGUUAUAUUGCGAAAUGUUCAAAUUCGUUGUGUCAAUCGUUGAAAAAUCUUAUCACAAAUACGAAAACAGCGGCCAGUCUAUAUCCGUCCAGUUCUGCGCUUCAAGAUCUUUUAGACUCGAUUGUCCAAGUUUCGAUUCACUCUGAUCAGUUAACUCUUCUUAAAGAACAAAAUUUUCUCAACUAAUAAUAUUAAUCAACUGGAAAUUAUCACAAUUACAAUCACCACAGAAUAUAAGUGAUAUUGAUUAAUUGUAUUAAAUUGUUAGUCUAUUUUGUCUGAAAAUCUAAAUCAUUUCCUAUGGAAACAAUUAUCAUUAAAGAUGAAACUUUAAAAUCUAAUGUCAAGUUAAUUUUUGUAUCAUAAAAGUAAUUUAUCAAUAAUAAAUCAAUUACUUUAUCACCUGA
Messenger RNA from Panonychus citri (citrus red mite), 3268 nucleotides. It is a transcript of the gene p130CAS, whose product is annotated as probable myosin light chain kinase DDB_G0279831. Bases 315 to 3047 code for a protein of 910 amino acids. NCBI's taxonomy places the organism in Eukaryota, Metazoa, Arthropoda, Arachnida, Trombidiformes, Tetranychidae. Gene Ontology annotation, cellular component: cytoplasm; plasma membrane. Gene Ontology annotation, biological process: cell migration; cell surface receptor protein tyrosine kinase signaling pathway. The transcript has 2 exons. The record is from RefSeq and is a predicted model, not a curated record.